Messenger RNA from Coregonus clupeaformis (lake whitefish), 779 nucleotides. RefSeq names its product adaptor related protein complex 5 subunit sigma 1 (gene ap5s1). Bases 104 to 706 code for a protein of 200 amino acids. Gene Ontology annotation, cellular component: late endosome; AP-type membrane coat adaptor complex; cytosol. Gene Ontology annotation, biological process: double-strand break repair via homologous recombination; endosomal transport. NCBI's taxonomy places the organism in Eukaryota, Metazoa, Chordata, Actinopteri, Salmoniformes, Salmonidae. The transcript is spliced from 3 exons. The record is from RefSeq and is a predicted model, not a curated record.
CAAACCAGGAAGCAAAGCAUAACAAGCCCUGCAAUCUGACAUCUCUGUAGUUAUCGAGAGAAAGACUAACUAGAUCGAUAUCUUAGGUCAUUAAGCUAACACCAUGGUUCAAUGUUUUCUGAUCCAUACCAUCGGCCCGGUAAGCACUCUGGCGCCCGGGGAGAGCCGCGUGCUCUACUCCCGUGUGUUUGGACCGGAGGAGGGCGCGCUGACCGGGGCGGACAGCGAACUGGGACCGGAACAGAGGCGGCUUCUGCGAAAUGAGAAGGUAGCCGUGGUGGCGAGACAGGUGCGUAGCGCGGUGACCCUGUCCCGUGAGGCCUCAGGCCGGGUGUUGGUAGAGACCGUACUGGGAGAGGAGCUAGUGGCUCUCCAAGAGGCUGACAGCGGGGUGCAGCGGCUGGGGAGGGGAGAGCCCUGGACUGGGGAGAGGAGUGCCCUGUGGCUGGGGGUCCAGAGCCUAGCCUUCACCCUGGUCACUGAGCCCCAUGAGAACCUGCUUCUGGCUGAGGGAACCCUGAAGAACAUCACCAGACAUUGUCUGGAACAUCUACGCAUGCUUGGGCCCGGGAGCGAGGUCCUGUUGAAGAGUGACCGUAUCGAUGUCCUGCUCCACCGUCUGUUGCCCCACGGUCAGCUGCUGUUCCUCAACCAUCGCUUCACCCAGAGUCUGGAGAAGGAGCUGGCGAAUUACAUGGCCCAAUGAGAGAGAAGGAGCUGGCGAAUUACAUGGCCCAAUGAGAGAGAAGGAGCUGGCUAAUUACAUGGCCCAAUGAGAG